CCCGAUCGAGCCUUUUUCUUCUUUCGACUACGGCCCUUCUCCCCCUUCCACUGUUCACCUCCCCCCACUUCGAAAACUACUGAACCUUCCUGCACACACGUUUUACCCACCGGGCAUAUCCAGCAGAGACUUAAUCCUGCUUCAUUUUUCCCUUCCUUCUCUCCGCCAACGAGCAUUCUCAUUUCCUUCGUUGCGUUCCACGAAACUAUCCGGCCUCAGCUGUACCUAGAGAUCCAGGUGCAUCCAACUCUGCUGUGCAUUCACGAGUCUCCAGCGGACACGUCCCCGUCCUUCCAUAUAUAUAGUGCACAAUACCCAACCGCCCCCACGUCUUCUCCUUUUGUUUCUCGACUACUCUGACCCCAUCCGCCUUCUUCCUUUCUUCGGCACGCCCACUCCAAGUUUCCACCUCCAUCUGUACGACACCCUGCAUCCUGUUCUUUCCGCCACACACACGCACCCUACACGUCCAGCAAUUUGCAAAUGCCGGAAAUAUCAACUUCAUCCUCAGUCGUUGACUAUGUCUUCACUUCAACAUUCGACUCUCACGCGGGGAUAACAGUGACCCACACUUCCUCAAGGUCGGACAACUCAAUCACCGCUCAAUUGGGUUCUCUGUUGGACUCUAUUGUCCCGCCAAAUCUGCAUAAGUUUGUCAAUGAAGAACACUACACAAUACUGCCUCUUUACAUCAAUGAGAAGAAUGACACCCUGGAGUCUUCUAUCGGUGUAAACGACAAAAAUAGUUCUUGCUUAAGUCCUUGUUACUUGUACACUAUCAGCUAUCUAAAAUACUCAAGUGAGCUUACCAGAAACGCCAAAGUUAUGGCAAUUUCAAUCGUCACGAAAUUGCCAAUAUUUGAAGUCUUUAAACCUUUGUUAUUCUACUUACUUCAUGAGCUGUACAGUCCUAACUUCGACCUCUCUAUGAUCGACCAGGUGUUCCAUAAUUUGAAUAAAUCUCACUUGGAUUCUUUGUUGAAUCAUUUCUCCCAUUUGAAUCCAGCAUCAAGAUUUGUACUCACGAGAAUUCAGCCGGACUUUUCAAUGAAUGAAUCUCUUAAAUUGCCAUCAGAGUUUUCAGACCAUUUCGCUGAUGCAGGCAACCUCUUCAAAACUUCAAUAAACUUGGGCGCUCCAAAGUUGAACUUUCCAAUUCAGAUUCCAAAAUCCUCUAUCAUAGCCUCACCGUUGGCAAUGUUUGGGAUAGAUUUGCAAAGAGAUUCAAGUAUCAAGAGACUGUUGAAGCGUUUGGACUCAACACAUAUCUCUUUAUCAGAGUCUUCUCCUAAGGAAAAUUGUCUUACUCCUUAUAUGAACAUCAAGCCAUUACAUGUUCUGAUUAACGCUUUGAUUUCAAAAAAGAAAAUCAUCUUAUAUGCCCAUAACACUUGCUACAAUGUCUUGACCGAUUUUGCUGAAACAUUAUACUUGAUUUACAACUCGGGGUGCUAUCAAAAUGACGAGAUUCCUUUCCAUCCGAUCAUUGACCUAUCAAGUAUUGAUUUGAUUCAAGGCAAUGAUAAUUAUCUAAUUGGCACUGCCAAUCCGAUGUUGUUGGAGAAGUUAGACUGGAACGUUUUCCUGAACUUCGAUUCUGAGACUUUACAUGUCCAAAUCGAUAAUGAUAUUAUUGAUCACAAGUUCUUCAGUGGAAACGGUGAUUCAGACUCAGAAAACGAUGAUCCUUUCAAGAUUGAUAAGAGAACGUCGCUAAACUCAAAUUAUACCAGCUAUUCAAUGACUACCUCUACUUCUUGCGUUUCAACUAUGUCCUCUAUUGAUUCUUUCCAUGCAGAUAGCCGUUUGUCUUAUUGGGAUCCUUCAUGUUUUCCUCGUUUAGUCCCAAAUGACGAGAAAGCAGAGUCAUUCUUACAUCCAAAUGUACCGGGUAACGCGGGACCAAACUACCCUGAUACCAAAUUUCCAUAUUCGACAAGUGUGUCCUCAAUUCCCAGGAUUGACAAAGCCUUAGACGCACAGAUAACUCGCCUGCUUAAAAAUCAUCAUGACGAUGAGACGUUAUUUGUUUUAUUGACCAACUAUCUGCGUAAUUUGACCACAAGGGUUUUACCAGCAUUCUAUCAUUUUAACACUUUUUUACAACUUAGGGACUAUAGAGCUCAUUUGCAAGCAAACAGCCACCUUGUGAAAAGAAGUUCAUCACAUAGUAAUAGGGAUUUUGAUAUUGAUCUUGAUUCUUCAAUUCGUCGAUUUAUACAAUCAAAACGUCUGAUUCAACCAUUUCCACUAAACUUCCCAUUUGAUUCUCUGCACGCGUUCCUGGAUGAUCCAAAGAUUUCUUCUCAUUAUGCAAGGAUUGUUCUCGCAAAUGUUCCACUGCUAAGAUUGUCUGUUCACUAUAACGAUAUCAUGUUCAGAUCCGUCGAGACCAUACCUGGAUUUGUUUUUACAUGGACUGGAGGCGAAGAUAACGCUAAUGAUGACGAAAUUGACAUCCGUCUUGAUACACAUUAUUUGGUUGGUAUUCUGGAUAGAAUGAUCGAUGGUACCUCUAACGAAAGCUGGCAACUGAAUAAAUAUCUUCUUCUCCAGAUUUUCAAGGCUUUGAAUGCCAUUUUGAAAGCACACGGAACAGGUGUGAAUGGUUUGAAUGAUGUACUGGUUGACUUAUUUAUUGAGAAGCGUGGUGAUGAGUCCUUUGCAAAGGCUUGCGGAAUCAAACUUACAGAUCCCAAAUCUACCGUUUUGUCGAAUCCAAGAUCUUCCGAGUCAAGUGUGUUUUCCAGUGGCAACUUACAGCACAAAUCCGAAAAUCAAGUCUUGGAGAAGUUGCGUCGUCUCGCUGUUUCUGCUACCAACAUCGAAUUUGUUAAGGAAGCAAUUCGUGGGGGUAAUGGAAUGGAACUCGAUGAUACUAUAUCCCUAACUACCUCGAAACGUAAGUCAAAGGAAACUUCAACUGCCACUAAAAUCAUCAAAGAUGGUAAGAAAAGCAAAAGUGACAUUUUAACUGAACACUGUGAAGAUGAUGAAUUGUUAUCUCAUGUUGGAACUUUGGGAACCCAGAGGUUCACCAAGCUCAUAUUGGUUGCUGCUCUUUAUCUGUCAAUUAGAGGUCCUGAAGAUAUAGUUGAAACGAAGAAAGGUAUUCGUCGGAAAGAUCUUUUGUUGACCGAAUUCAAAAGAUUUCUCAGUGGUGUUUUGAAUGAUCAAUUUUUCAAGGAAUUUGUCUUGGUUGAAAUGGAUGAUUUUGUCAAAUUGACUGUGAAUGAUUUUAUUGAUUAUCAUAUGUAA
Messenger RNA from Pichia membranifaciens NRRL Y-2026, 3258 nucleotides. RefSeq lists its product as hypothetical. Gene Ontology annotation, cellular component: plasma membrane; cellular bud neck. The transcript has a single exon. The record is from RefSeq and is a predicted model, not a curated record. NCBI's taxonomy places the organism in Eukaryota, Fungi, Ascomycota, Pichiomycetes, Pichiales, Pichiaceae. Gene Ontology annotation, biological process: cellular bud site selection; actin cortical patch localization. Bases 484 to 3258 code for a protein of 924 amino acids.